Messenger RNA from Lucilia sericata (common green bottle fly), 1088 nucleotides. RefSeq names its product metaxin-2. NCBI's taxonomy places the organism in Eukaryota, Metazoa, Arthropoda, Insecta, Diptera, Calliphoridae. The coding region runs from base 110 to 910 and encodes 266 amino acids. The record is from RefSeq and is a predicted model, not a curated record. Gene Ontology annotation, biological process: mitochondrion organization. The transcript has a single exon. Gene Ontology annotation, cellular component: SAM complex.
UUAAACCCACUGUAAAGCAAAACACGGGAAUUUUAACGCAAAAGAAAAAUAUAAAUUGUGUAAGCAUUAGAAAUUUUAGCAUUUUAAAAGAAAUAAUAAAAGAAUUAUAAUGCAGAAAUCACAACUUUUAGCCGAGUACAAUACGGUGGAAAAAAUGAGCGAACCAUGGCCCGAAGAUGCUACUCUCUAUCAGCCCUAUGAGGCUGAACAAAUUCUAUUGCCAGAAAAUGCCAGUUGUCUGGCUGUAAAGGCGUACCUCAAAAUGUGUAACCUGCCCUGCGAAGUAAGAUCGUGUGCCAACGCUGAGUUUAUGUCUCCCGGUGGUCGAAUGACGAAGUUGCCUGUUUUGCGUGCAGGGGCCUUUGUCUUUGCCGAAUUUGAACCUAUAGUCAAUUUUGUAGAGCACAAAACUGAAGCUAUUGGUCAGUGGUUAGAUGAAGACGAAAAAGAUGAAAUGCGUACUUAUGUCUCAUUGACUGAGCACAUCUUCACCAUGGCUGAAUUGUAUGUAAGUUUUGUAGUUGACCGUGUUUAUGAGGAUAUUACAGCACCCCGUAAUGGCUGCGUGUUCCCCUGGCCAUUAAAUAAAAUGCAAAACUUCUCGAAGAGGCGUCAAGCUAAGAAGCUCUUAAAAGUUUACCAAUGGGAUGAUAUGACCAUAGAGGAUGUCAUCGAAAAGGUUAAGAAGUGUUGUGAUACAUUACAAAUGAAAUUACAAGAAACCCAAGGACCCUAUUUCUAUGGUGAACAACCCUGUGAAUUGGAUGCUAUUGUUUUUGGACAUUUAUUUUCAGUGCUUACCAUCAAUCUACCCAAUAUGGCUUUGGCUCAAACGGUCCAACAAUUUAAACCUCUAGUGCAAUUUUGUCGUUUUAUAGAUGAUAAAUAUUUCCAAAUGAAACCAUUGUAAAAUAUUUAAAUGAUAUUUUAUUGUUUUUGUUAGUGUGUUUUCUUUCUUGUCUCAGUCAAUCCUAAUAAUAAUAAUGAACACAGCAUGUCCUGCUGUUGGUUUAUUAUUGAUUAUUAUAUUUUACUAGUUUUUUUGUUAAUAAAAAGAACAAAUUGUAUUUUUAAAAUAAGAAAAAAAA